ACAAAGGAAACUUUUGGAGUUGUGGGUAUUUACGGGUUAUUAUGCAGUGAUUUUACUGAUCACUGAAGAUCAAAUUGGACUGAAUGUGGCCCCUGAACUAGAAUGAGUUUGACACUCCUGUUCUAUACUCAAGGCCACAAAAGUAAAGCAACAGAGAAUUGUUCAGUUCUUUCUAUUUCUAUCCUCAUUUCAUUUUUUAUUUUUUUUUUUACCAAAGCCCCAGCGGAGAAAGGAGAUGCUCCUCCCCUGGUCUCGCCGUGGUCUUCCAACAGACACCAGGCGUCCGACAGAGAGCGAGAGCUGGAGAAGCUGGUCUUCAUGUUGGUCAACCACACAUCCCACACCGACCUUAAAUCCCCCGUCAGCGAAUGUCCGCUGUGUGAAAAGUCUCUUUCAGAAGUGCAGCUAUCAAGAGGUGGUCUGCAGCCUCAUGUCUACAACGCCCUGUCUGUCCCACUGACUUUAUCACCCACAGCCACAGACAUGCCUCACAUGGGCUUUGGCUUCAGAGCGGUUGGCAGCUACGGCAGAGCAAAGGAGCGUACCUUUGGCUGCAAGGUUUGCGGAAAAGUGUUCAAGCGCUCGUCCACCCUGUCCACACACCUCCUCAUCCACUCGGACACCCGGCCUUACCCCUGCCAGUACUGCGGGAAGAGAUUCCACCAGAAGUCAGACAUGAAGAAACACACCUUCAUCCACACAGGUGAGAAACCACACAUCUGCAAAGUGUGCGGGAAAGGAUUCAGCCAGAGCUCCAACCUCAUCACCCACAGCAGAAAGCACGGCAGCUACCGGCCGUUCAGCUGCCCCCGCUGUCAGCACAGCUUCCAGCGCAGGGUGGACCUGCAGCGCCACCAAGAGACUCAGUGUGGCUAUGGACACCUGUACACUCCAAUCUGAGGGCAGGAAGCGAUGGCAACACUUUGAGAAAUGGCAUCUGUAUAUAAUAAUAACAUUCACUAUUGUAAAAGUCAGGAAGAAAACAUCAAUUCAAUGAUAGCAUGCAUUUUGUAUAAAUAAAGCUGUACUGGUUUGCUUAAGGAACAUCAUUUUAUCAUCCUUGUGUUUGUGUGAAGUUGAGAAACUCUGUGAUCUUUAUUAAGAAAGCAAAGCAAAAGUUAUUCACAAAUAAUACUGGGGAUGUUUACAAAGGAUGUGCCAGACAGCAGUGUUCUUAAAGUAACAAUAAUCAGUCAUUUUGAGAGAUUACUUCCCUUAAAAAGUUGUGCGAUCGCAGUGUGUAUGUGUGUGUGCGAUUGCCCCAUUAUAUCCUGAUGGAGACGACUGAUGAUGAUCCACUCACAGGAUGCACUGACUUCUGCAAGUCUAUUUUAAAAUUACUUUCUGUGAACGAAAGAAAAACACACCUGUGAAUUUGUAACACCAUUUCCACAGUACGCCUGAUUAAAAGGUACAUUGAUCAAUAUUUUUAGAUAAACCAUACACUAGCUCUCAAAAGUUUGGAGUCAUCCAGACAAUUUUAUGUUUUCCAGGAAAACUCAUGAGCUAAUAUAAUUGCACAAGGGUUUUCUAAUCAUCAAUUAGCCUUUCAGCACCAUUAGCUAACACAAUGUAGCAUUAGAACACAGGAGUGAUGGUUGCUGGAAAUGUUCCUCUGUACCUCUAUGGAGAUAUUCCAUUAAAAAUCAGCUGUUUCCAUCUAGAAUAAUCAUUCAGCAAUGUCUAGAUGGGACUUCUGAUCAAUUUAAUGUUAUCUUCAUUGAAAAAUAAACCGCUUUUCUUUCAAAAAUAAGGACAUUUCUAAGUGUCCCCAAAUGUCAAACGACUGUUAUGUGAAGGCUGUUUCUUACAGGAACAAAGCCACUGAUAAUAAUCUACAGCUCAGUACUUCCUCACAGCUGUACUCAGCAUUUCACCACUUCCCCACGUGCAGCUUUAAUGUUAUUGCAUUAAACUUCUCUAUUUUAUCAGAUAUUUUUAGAAAACUUCUACUCUGCUCUGGAGCUUGUAGCUGCAAAGGAGUGACUUACAAAACCGAGCAAAGAGUGAAUCCUGAACUUACAUUCAUGAAGGGAGC
Molecule: messenger RNA, 2038 nt
Organism: Acanthochromis polyacanthus (spiny chromis)
Lineage: Eukaryota; Metazoa; Chordata; Actinopteri; Pomacentridae
Product: zinc finger protein Gfi-1b-like
Exons: 4
Coding region: 103-900 (265 amino acids)
Biological process (GO): regulation of transcription by RNA polymerase II
Cellular component (GO): nucleus
Molecular function (GO): RNA polymerase II cis-regulatory region sequence-specific DNA binding; DNA-binding transcription factor activity, RNA polymerase II-specific
Source: RefSeq, a predicted model, not a curated record